AUGUCUGAAACUAAGGUGAAUACAGAAGGAUUAAGAAUGCAAUAUCCCUUUUUAGAAAAAAUAUGGGCACAUUAUGAUGAAUUUAAUCAAGCAGUAGAGCAUUCGGACCCUCAUAAAUAUUAUUAUCAUGCGAUAUGCGAACAAGUUAUGAAAAAAGUGCAAAAUAAUGAAAAAUGGAACAAUGAUAUAUGUAUAAAACUUAUAAGAAAUUUAAGAAAUUUUCCUUCUAUAAGGAAUACGGAUAAAUAUAAUUCUGAACGUUGUAAUAAUUUAAACAGCUGGUUAUAUUACAUAACAAAGAAUUAUGAUGUUCAUCAAAAUUCUAUUAUGAAAAUUUUCGAUGUAUAUAAAGAUAAAAUGGAAAUCGUAGGUCAUGGCACACCCUACUGCAGUAAGUAUUUAUAUAAAGAUAUAUAUAAAAACUCUGAUGAAAUAAUAAAGUUAAUAAAUUUGAAAGAAUAUGAGAAUGACAUUUUAAGUAUCUUAAUGAAUAAUAAUCAUAAUAAUCACCGUUUAUGUCUAAAAUUCAUUUUUGAAUGUGCUAAUAAAUAUAAGAAGAUGAAUAAAAUAUAUUGCACUAAUCAAACAAUAAACAGUUCUGAAAAAUCCUAUAUUUGUUCUGAAUUACUGAAAUUCAUGAGAUUGUUUACAUCAUACAUUUCAACAAAAGAAGAAUUAAUAGAAAAACUUCCAUCAUUAGAUGCUGAGGAAAGUGAAAAAUUUCCCAUUUGUUCAUCCGAUACAGGAAAAAAAGGAGUAAAAUUAGAAAAAAAACAGAAUUAUAUUACAGUGGAGUUUAUCAAUCUAGUACUCCUAGAAAAAUUA
Molecule: messenger RNA, 825 nt
Organism: Plasmodium cynomolgi strain B
Lineage: Eukaryota; Apicomplexa; Aconoidasida; Haemosporida; Plasmodiidae
Exons: 2
Source: RefSeq, a predicted model, not a curated record